GAAAGCCAGUGGGUUGUCCUUUUUUUCUGACUCAGAAUGAAAGUGAAAGUUAAAAAGCCAGUUAAGACUGUACAACCCAGUCCAGGCAUCACAUCUCCGGUGAAGAGGAGCGUGUAAUGUAAAGAAACAUGGCCUCCAGUGGAAUCAUUGUAUUCAUUUUCCCUGUCCUCUGCAUCUGUGCAGUUAAGAGUGGAUUUAUAAAAGUGGAAUGCAAAGCUGAAAAUGUGGGACACUAUGGCCAACAGUCACUGCUGGAGUGUGUCGUCAAAACAUCAUCAGAUGUAACUGAUCCAAAUAUUCGUAUGGUUGCUUGGAAAAAACUGACUUCUCCAGAAGACGAAGGUGAUCUCCUGUUGGGUUUUAAUAGAGGGAAAUUGGACCGGCCAAAGCGAGGCUACAGGUUUGCUGAACCAUCAUGGAACGAGAAGAACAUGAAUGUAUCUCUGCUCAUCACCAACACUGCAGUGGCAGACGAUGGAGAUUACAAGUGCAUAGUGAUCACAGACAGUGGUGAUCACAACAUAGUCACUACGCUUAAAGUCCAAGCCAGAUAUCGUAUCCCGAGUGUACACUCCACCCCUGAGAAAAUUGUCCCAAAUUCAGAGAGUACCCUAAUCUGUGAGUCUCGUGGAGGCUACCCAAAGGGAACACUUCGCUGGUUUGAUGAAGAGGGUACUGACUGGACAGGAAGCUCUGAAAUGGAGACAAAACCAUCAGACGAUGGUUUGUUUCAACUCACAAGCAGACUGUCUUUGUUUAGAGGAUCCACUUUCCCGAUAUAUACCUGCGCUGUGUUCAAUGCCAGUGGAGGGAAAGAGGAUAGUAUCACAUUUGAAACCAACAUACAUGACAAAAUUAAAGAUUCAGAUCCGACCAAACCGUCACCUGAGACCUCUAAAAUAGUUGCUCCUUUGGUGGUCAUCGGCUCACUGAUCGUAGGGUUGCUGUUGCUGUUGUUGUACAGAAGACGAUCUCAACAGACUCGGAGGAACUCUACAGCACCCCUUAUGAGUGGUCGUGGUGCAGUUCCUGCAGCUGAACAAGAUCUUGAGGAAGGUUAUAACUCUCACGAAGAUGAACCAAUCAAUCAAGACCAGUCAUGAGGAGGCACCUUGUACCAGAUGAAUAUACUGUAAUAAUCUACUGCCAAGACUCCCUUGUUUGCUAACUGCAGUCUGUCUCUGUACUUUCCCUUUGUGUAACCAGGAAUAACCUAUAUUACUGUGAUUUAGCAGACAAGCUGUAAGAUCUUUAUUCACAUAAGCUCUGCAUUUAAACAAGCAGGUCUUGAGCUUAAACCAACAUCCUCGCUGAAUCAAGCCAAGAUCAACUAUAAGAGAGGGGGAUGUUACAGGCCAAGGGACUUUAAAACAAGGCUCAAAAUGGAACAUCACCAAGAUGUUUUGUAAGAGUUGUUUGGUUGAGGAAAUGUUUAUACAUAAAUAAUACAACUUUAUUGAGUUCAUGUAGAAACUGUAGCCUUUGGCAGCCAAUCAGGAGCAGCAUUUCUUCCUCUUCUUAUGUUCUGUCAGGGUUGUAAGGGGAAUAAUAAAUCACGUUUUGGGGAUAGCGGCAAGUUUUUAUAUCUUCCUGUAUGAACAGUAUAUAUAUAUAUAUACACGUGUGUGUGUCUGUGUGUGUUAAGUGGCUCUAACUGAGGUUAGCUGACCUGAUCUUUUCCACUGAUCCAUGUAAUUCAGUAAUUUGUCUGAGCAGUGUAAAUGUGGCAAAAGUUAGCAACAAUUACUCUUACUGUUAGCAAAUCCCAUCAAAAAUAAAAAAUCACCUCGUACAGUUCCAAAGUUUUCCAAGUGUAAGCUAUAUAAAUAUAUUGUUUUAUAAAAUAUGUUUAUGUCACAUAGACAAUGAGAUGAGAUAUGUAGGACUGUUUGGCACUGAAUUGCUGAAAACACUGGAUGUUUGUCAGAGCAACAUUUCACUGCCUUGAAUGUUGUUCUGACAAACUAUCAACUGUUAUUAUUAUUUCACAAGGAACAGUUGUUUUUUUCCCCUCUAGGAUUUGUUGCUAUUUUUUUAAGUCUUUUUGUUCAGGAGUUUGCUUUUUUGUGUGUUUUUUCCAAUUGUCGUAUCUCUUUAAGUUUAAGUCAUACUCCUCUUAACUGACUGGGAACAGUUUGAUGUAGGAAAGUUCAUAUCCUUUUUGUAACCACUGGUAAUUUCAUGUCACAUGAUUAGCACCUGUCACUUGUGAAAUACAUGGUAUGUGGUCUCUAAAAGCCAAAUGCACUAUAUUAUUUUUGUUUGAGCCGUGACUCUGCUUAUGCAACUUUUGUCAAGUUCACUGUGAAAUCAAUCCAUGCAAACUCUGGUGGUAAAAGUUUGGUUUCAUUCUAUUCUUCAGAUAAGAGCUUGUACAAAAAGUCUUAUCAGGAAGUCUGGUACAGUACCGAGAUGAAUCAUUCACCAACAAGUCAAUAAUUUGCCAUCGAUUUUUUAUGAUGAAAAAAACACGAGCUUAACAAUAAAACAAUUCUCAUUUAAGCUCUACUUUCAACGUUGAAUCAGAAGAAACACUUACUACCAAAAAUGUUAAACAAUCACCUGUAAAGUUUUGUAUAUACUGUGUUUUUAAAUCUGUGAAUUUAUACUCCAGUUUAGGUGUAGAUAAACCUUGCUCUGAUCUGUUAAGUACAAAGAAAGUUUAAGUUUCUUUACAGUUCGCUUUAUUUGAACGACAUCUGUUCAUUAUUGUUUUGUAACAUGAUUAAAAGUUCUAAAAGGA
Molecule: messenger RNA, 2743 nt
Organism: Haplochromis burtoni (Burton's mouthbrooder)
Lineage: Eukaryota; Metazoa; Chordata; Actinopteri; Cichliformes; Cichlidae
Exons: 9
Coding region: 129-1103 (324 amino acids)
Biological process (GO): cell surface receptor signaling pathway; cellular response to lipopolysaccharide; T cell costimulation
Cellular component (GO): external side of plasma membrane
Source: RefSeq, a predicted model, not a curated record